This is a messenger RNA of Quercus lobata, 1670 nucleotides long. RefSeq lists its product as uncharacterized. NCBI's taxonomy places the organism in Eukaryota, Viridiplantae, Streptophyta, Magnoliopsida, Fagales, Fagaceae. Bases 1 to 1362 code for a protein of 453 amino acids. The transcript is spliced from 4 exons. The record is from RefSeq and is a predicted model, not a curated record.
AUGGUCUCUCCCAAUGAUCCAUUCUGGACCUUCGAUUUUGAUGAUGCUUACUUUGACUCUGACGAUGAUGACAUGAAGAGUUCUGGAUGCAGUGAUGAUAUGGAUGUCAGUGACUGUGAUCAUGACAUGGAUGUCAGUGACUGUGAUGAUGACAUGGAAAUUGGUGUAGACACAGAUUCAGACUAUGACAACGAGGAGGAAGAGUUUUGGAUUGUAUUUCCAUUUAUUGGUGAGAUGGUGGCUUAUUUCCAACGGCAUUAUGACAAGCACCCAAUGCGUACUAGCAUUUUGAGUGGGAAAGACUACAUGGCUGAAAGAAGCAUAGGAGCUAUUGAUGGAACGCAUAUUAGUGCUCGGCCUCCAAGUGAGAGAACCCAGCCUUGUAGAAGUCACAAGAGCUUGAUUACAACCAACGUUAUGUGCGCAUACGACCAUGAUAUGAAGUUCACAUAUGUCCACUCUGGUUGGGAGGGAAGCGCCCACGACUCAAAGGUCUUCGAAGAAGCUAUUAAAGAUUCGAAGCAUGGAUUCCCAUGGCCACCGGAAGCUAUGCGUCUUCAUGUUGUUGAUCUGUUUGCUAUUGAUCUAAUUCUGAAUUCUCCAUACACGUAUCCACCACAAUUUCCACUUACCUCAUCUGAUUUUUCUGCCCCAAAAGUCAUCACACUUUUCUUAUUUUCUUGGCUGCAUCAGAUCAGAAGUCCAGCCCCUCUUUCUCUACUCCUUUUUCCUCUUUCUUUGUUCUUCUUUCUCUCUUCUUUUGUUGCUUCUACACGGCAGCUCUCCCUCUCUCACCAACACAAUAUAUUCCUCUCUAAAGAAGAAAUUAAACAAUUAACCCUAAGGUUUCAGCUUCAAAUUGUUGUGGGGUCCUAUUACUUGGUUGAUUCAGGGUACCCCAUUGGUGCAUCGUUUCUUCCACCACACAAGGCCACCCGAUAUCAUGCUCAGGAAUUUAAGAGGAGCAAUAGGCAACCGGCAUCGGGGAAAGAGUUGUUUAACUAUAGACACUCUUCAUUGCACAUGGUAAUUGAGAGGAGCUUUGGAGUCCUUAAGGCUUGCUUUCCCAUCUUGAGUUGUAUGGCAAACUAUAAGGAAUUUCGGCAACAUUUGGUUGUUUCUGCUUGUUGUGCAUUACACAAUUUUAUACGUAUCAAUAAUCGUAGAGAUGAAAUGUUUAACUUAUGGGAGAACCUUGACGUUAAUAGAGAUGAUGUACAAGCUGGGAACAAUGGGAAUUCUCCUGAAUCAAGUGCAAGUGCUGAAAGGAGGCAUGUGAGGGAGAUGUCUGAUGUGGCGAAGAGGGCAAUGGGUGAGUUUAGGGAUGAUGUGACUGCUCGCAUGUGGGAGGAGUACGCAUGACGACGGGGUUGAUGGUGGGCACGUAUACAAAUUCACCGCUUUUUGUUGGGACUUGUUGUAUAGAGUUAUUACCUCCGCCUAUGGCUUUUUGUGGCGACUUUUGUAUAAAGUUAGGUACUGUGACUAGAAGUCCCUUAGAUACAUGAUGUAUUCUUUUAGAUAUUAUGAUGCAUCUUUUUGUAAAUUUACAUUAACUAUGAACAAUGGUUACAUGUUAUGGCUUAAUGUCAAUAACCCAUGGACAUUUCCGAUGUAAUUCCUUUUGGCAAUGUAAAAAUAGGUGUAUCUAAUACCUAUUGGUAAUGUAA